UCGGCGCCCAGACAGCUGCGGCGGCGGCGGCGGCGGCGGCGACAGCCACACGCGGAGCCCCGAUCCCAACCCCCUCCGCCCCAGGCCAUGCCACUUCCCGUGCCGCCCACCGAGCUGGUGCCGUCGGAGCGCGCCGUGGUGCUUCUGUCGUGCGUGCUCUCCGCGCUGGGCUCGGGCCUGCUGAUGGCCACGCACGCCCUGUGGCCCGAGCUGCGCAGCCAGGCGCGGCGCCUGCUGCUCUUCCUGUCACUGGCCGACCUGCUCUCGGCCGCCUCUUACUUCUACGGGGUCCUGCAGGACUUCAAGGACUCCUCGUGGGACUGCGUGCUGCAGGGCGCGCUCUCCACUUUCGCCAACACCAGCUCCUUCUUCUGGACCGUGGCCAUCGCCCUCUACCUGUAUCUCAGCAUCGUGCGCACGGCGCGCGCGCCCGAGACUGGCCGCCUGCUCUGGACUUUCCAUGUCGUCAGCUGGGGGGUUCCGCUGGCCAUCACCGUGGCAGCUGUGGCUCUGAAGAAGAUCGGCUACGACGCCUCGGACGUGUCGGUGGGCUGGUGCUGGAUCAACCUGGAGGCGGAGGACCGGGUGCUGUGGAUGCUGCUGACCGGGAAGCUGUGGGAGCUGCUGGCCUACGUCACUCUGCCCGUGCUCUACCUCCUCAUCCGGAAGCACAUCCGCCGGGCGCACGCGGAGCUCUCGGAGUACCGGCCCAUCGUCUCCGAGGCGCACCAGCUCCAGCACCGCACCUCCGUGGCGGAUAAGAAGCUGGUGCUCAUCCCGCUCAUCUUCAUCUGCCUGCGGGUCUGGAGCACCGUGCGCUUCGUCCUGACCCUCUGUGGCUCCCCGGCGGUGCGGAUGCCUGUGCUGGUGGCUUUGCACGGCAUCGGGAACACCUUCCAGGGAGGCGCCAACUGCGUCAUGUUCGUCUUCUGCACGCGCGCCGUCAGGACCCGGCUCCUUUCCCUCUGCUGCGGCUGCUCCCUUCAGCCUCCCAUGGCCGAGAGCCCGGCCGGCCCUCCCAAGGCCCCCGCGCCCUCCAAGACGGGCGAGUCUCAGAGGCCCGGGCGGACCCCAGACAAACUUCCCAGCAGCUGAGCUGCUCCCCUCCGGCUCCAGGCGUGGUGCGGCCGACCUGGGGCAGGCGGCUCCGAGUCCCCAGCGGGGACGUCAGGUGCCCUG
This is a messenger RNA of Capra hircus (goat), 1179 nucleotides long. RefSeq names its product G protein-coupled receptor 157 (gene GPR157). NCBI's taxonomy places the organism in Eukaryota, Metazoa, Chordata, Mammalia, Artiodactyla, Bovidae. The transcript is spliced from 4 exons. The record is from RefSeq and is a predicted model, not a curated record. Bases 88 to 1095 code for a protein of 335 amino acids. Gene Ontology annotation, biological process: cell surface receptor signaling pathway; adenylate cyclase-activating G protein-coupled receptor signaling pathway. Gene Ontology annotation, molecular function: G protein-coupled receptor activity. Gene Ontology annotation, cellular component: plasma membrane.